UUAUCAGCCGUUAUCAAUGCGUUAUCAAUCGCUGAUAUAAUUCGAGAUUCGUUUUCAUUCGUAACGCGGCGUCUACAGACAAGACAUGGCUGAGAGCGGAAUAAAAACCUUUACGUUCGCCGACGUAGCUGCGCGGAACGGCCGCGGCGGGGCGCCACUGUGGAUCGUGUACAAGGACAGUGUUUACGACGUCACGAAUUAUGUCAAUGAGCAUCCUGGAGGAGUGGACUCCAUCGAGGAGGAAGCUGGCACGGAUUCGACGAAGGCCUUCGACCAGGCCUGCCACUCCAAAGACGCCCACACCAUCAUGGUCAAGCUGAAAAUCGGGGAGAUCGUAGAGGAAGAGAAGAAAUACGAUGCAAACGGGAAAAAGAAGAAGAAAGUGUUGAAAGCAGAGCCGGAGGGCGGCAGUAGUCGCAGUUGUUUGAACAUGGUCACGUGCGGCUUGAUUGGAUGAUGACGGUCUCAGAAAAUCAGUCGUAUCACAUCAACAGAUGGGAGAGAACGCAUUUUUACAUACAUAUAUACAUUACAUACAUAUGGUCACGUCUAUAUCCCUUGCGGGGUAGACAGAGCCAGCAGUCUUGAAAGACUAAAUGGCCACGUUCAGCUAUUUGGCUUAAUGAUAGAAUUGAGAUUCAACUAGUGACAGGUUGCUGGCCCAUCGCCUAAAAAAGAAUCCCAAGUUUGUAAGCCUAUCCCUUAGUCGCCUUUUAAGACAUCUGUGGGAAAGAGAUGGAGUGGUCCUAUUCUUUUUUGUAUUGGUGCCGGGAACCACACGGCUUUGUUCCAAUUCCUAAGAGCAACAGUUUCCUCCAUAACAGUGGACAGGGGUGGAUUGAUGUAUUUUUAUUUUAUUAUCACGAAUUUAGCCUUGGUGAUGCUGAUGCCACAUACAUAUGUAUGAGGCUCUAGAAAUAUUGUACAAGGGUUUUUUAUUAAUUUGCUAUGAUCAAGAACACGGAUAUCAAUAAGACAUCUUUAUAACAUUAGAAUUAAGAAUGUAAACAUGAUGUCUUCGAAACGUUUGAACAGAUCUUAACGAUCCUAGCUUAGCAUGCAUUUCUUUUACAAUUGUUUCCAACAAAGCAUUUAUAUAGAUACGUUCUUUUCAUUAAUAUUACUUGUACAUAAGUCAUGAAGGACAUAAAGACCAUAUAUUUUUAUGAUAAAAGAACUAGAUAAUUCGAUAUUAGUUGGCCAAUAACUCUAGUAAAUAUAUGUUAAAUUAAACCUUAAAUACGUACGUACAAGUGCAUACAUAUAAAUCUCGUAUUCAUCCGGGGUAGACAGAACUAACAGUCUUGAAAAGU
Molecule: messenger RNA, 1313 nt
Organism: Amyelois transitella
Lineage: Eukaryota; Metazoa; Arthropoda; Insecta; Lepidoptera; Pyralidae
Product: cytochrome b5-like
Exons: 4
Coding region: 86-457 (123 amino acids)
Cellular component (GO): intracellular membrane-bounded organelle; membrane
Molecular function (GO): heme binding
Source: RefSeq, a predicted model, not a curated record